Molecule: messenger RNA, 6541 nt
Organism: Contarinia nasturtii (swede midge)
Lineage: Eukaryota; Metazoa; Arthropoda; Insecta; Diptera; Cecidomyiidae
Gene: Mhcl
Product: unconventional myosin-XVIIIa
Exons: 22
Coding region: 143-6034 (1963 amino acids)
Cellular component (GO): myosin complex
Molecular function (GO): protein binding; ATP binding; cytoskeletal motor activity
Source: RefSeq, a predicted model, not a curated record
UUAGGUGAGAAGAUCAUUAAAAAUCCGUGGUCGUCGCAAAGAAAAAGAGAAAUUACCGAGUGGUAUAACUGCUGAUUAUAGUGCAAAUUUUUUUGCUCAUUUGGAUCGGGAUGUUGAACGCGAUCGUGGUGUCGAAGAAGUUAUGGCUGAUGCAAAUGCAACAAUCGAUAACAACAGUGAUGCUGGCGAUCAUGUUGUGUCGAUUAAUGUUUCCCAUUCGGAUAGUUCCGAAACAUCGCUUCAAUCUGUUGGUGUAAAUAAGGUCCGAGUUCUACCACCAGUCCCACCAAAGCGUGGAAUUUUGAAAGGUCCCCGCACCAGUAUUGGAUCAAGAGAUUUACAAAAUCGAACAGCAAAUAGUCUGAAUACAUCUACAGAUACAACAGUUGAAACACUCAUGAAAAACACUUUACAUAAUGAACUAAUCACCUAUGAAAACGUAUCAAACAAGCGAUCAUCAACUGAGAAUCAUAACUCAGAAGAGAACUCAAAUUUAAAUUUAUUGAUAAUGACAUCGGCAUCACCAAGCGCAGAGAGUUUGACAGAUACGACGAAUUCAUCGUUUGUUACGCCCCCAUUUUCGUUGAGUCCGGUUGGUGAAUCACAAAGUUUUCAUCGUUGGUCGCGUGUGCAGACAUUCGAUGGUGUUGAACUACCGUUGCCACCCAUUAAAUUACUUCGACUGCCAGCACCUCGUGCUCUGAUUAUUAAAAGACAAAAACCAAGAAAUGAUUUUGGAUUCAGUUUACGAAAGGCAAUAUGUUUGGAUCGAAAUGAAUCAUUAAUGGCACCAUCCUUUAAACCGGUGAUAUUUGCUGAGCCCGGUACUAAUAGCAACAAUACAACGGGACUUUUACCAGGCGAUCGAUUGAUCAAAGUGAACGGUGUUUGUGUGGAGAAUUUGCCAAGAGAAACAAUAAUCGAAAUGAUUAAGAACAGCGAGGAACAGAUAUCAGUGGAAGUUCAACCGGUUUCGGAGCUGGUGGAGUUGUCAAGGCGAUGUAUGCAUUUUAACGAUGCCGGUGUUGAUGUCACCGACAAAGCAACCAAUUGUAAUACGUUAAAACGAAGUGCCAGCAAACGUUUCAAGAAUCACAAUACCGAAUAUCAGUCCAGCGAUGAUGUCAGUCAGGAUAAAUUUUGGUUGAUACACCGUAAUGGUUUUGCUGCUGCCAUAAAAUGUUCAAAAAAAAUCAGUGAUUUACAAAAAGUUUGUGUACAGCUAUUGCACAAUGGUGAACAAAUGAUCGUCGAUGAAGAUGAUUUGGAACAGGCCAACCCGCAUUCAUUAGAUCUAGUUGAAGAUCUAGUCCAGCUAAAGCAUCUGAAUGAAGCAUCUGUACUACAUUGUUUACGUCAGCGCUAUGCAAAUAAUUUGAUUCACACCAUGGCUGGACCAUCGUUGAUUGUAGUUAACCCGAUGGCACCAUUAUCAUUAUAUUCAGAGAAAGUUGUGUCCAUGUUCAAAGGAUGUAAAAGUGAAGAUAUGCCACCACACAUUUACUCAACGUCACAAUCAGCUUAUCGAUCAUUGCUAGAAACACGCCGUGAUCAAAGUCUUAUUUUCUUAGGAAGAUCGGGAAGUGGUAAAACGACCAGUUUCAAGCACGCUCUUUAUUAUUUGGUACUCGCCGCUGGUUCAACAAAUAAAAUUUUAACAGUCGAAAAAAUUAAUUCAAUUAAUACCAUAUUAGAAGCGUUUGGAAAUACCAAAACAUGUAUGAACAAUAAUGCAACACGAUUCACGCAACUUUUUAGUUUAGAUUUUGACAACACCGGUAUGAUUGCAAAUGCUUCGGUUCAGAUUUUACUCGCCGAAAAAUCGAGAGCUGGUCGUCAUUCAGGAAGUGAUCAGUCAUUUCAUGUUUUAUCACGUUUAGUUGUGGGUGCAGAAGGUUCUUUGCAAAAAGAACUCGGAUUAGACCGACUCGUUUUCGAUAAUAGCAAUCCAUUUGUGUCAAUUACACAAAAAAUGGAAGAAAAACAAAAAGCAACGGCUGAAUUCAUUCGCCUAGUCCAAGCAUUUGAAGCAUUGAAUAUCGAAACUUCAAAUGUCAAGGCGAUUUGGAUGGUUUUAGCUUCAAUAGUUCAUUUGGGAAUAGCUGGCAUUGCGAAAGUUGGUACUGGUAACAAUAUGCGGAUUCAAUUUGCAAAUCCUAUAGCCGCACAAAAAGCUGCAGACAUUUUAGGAAUUUCAAUGGAAAACUUGACGAAUGCUGCCUUUUCAAACGCUUCUAAUGGCAAUCAAUUGAAUGCCACCAUGCUCGAUACCAGUAGAAGUAUGGAAGAGAUGGCAUGGGAUAGUUUGGAAGCUUUAGUUAUUGGCCUAUAUUCCGAGGCUAUGACAGCUGUUGUUGGGCUGAUAAAUAAAUCGAUUUGCAGCUCUGUUCAUACAGUGGCAUCUAUUAUAUUGGUCGAUGCGCCUGGGUUCCAAAAUGGUGCAAGCUGCGGCUUUCAAAAUGGUGCAACAAUAUCUGAUCUUCGUUUCAACUAUCUACAAGAGCGUUUACAAUCCCUAUUCCAUCAUUCUUCUCUGGUGACGCCACAAAACCGUUAUUCUCAAGAGCUAGUCGAAAUCAAUACGGAGGGAAUCGUACAAGAGAUCGAUCCAAAUCAGCUUGUAUCUUUGAUUGAUAAAGCACCACAAAAUCAUGUGGUUCGGGGUUCACAACGUGAUUUACGUGAACAAGAUCGAAGGGGACUACUAUGGCUUCUCGACGAAGAGUCUAUGUAUCCAGGUUCAAAUGAUGAUUCAUUCUUAGAACGUCUAUUUUCGCACUAUGGUGAUCGUGAGCAUCAAUAUUUAUUGCGUCGUUCACCGAUUGGAAAACAAUUCGUGCUUCAGCAUUUUCAAGGCACAAAUCCUGUACUGUAUUCGGUUGAUGGUUGGGUAAAGAAAAGUAGGGAACAUGCGGUCACAAAACUAGCAACAACUUUACUGCAAGAUAGUAGCAAAAAUGAAAUAAAUUGUUUAUUCAGUGGAGCAUUAACACGUGGAUCGGGUUUUAUUAUGUGUAGUUCUAAUAGUAUCACAGAAAGUACACAUUCUUUACGUCGAAUUUCAAGUAUCAAACGAUCGUUUGCGACGGCUGGUAUCAAACAAAACUCCGUGCUUCAGUUAAAAUUCUUCGUGGACUUUAUCAUAGACACACUUCGUAGAACCGAAAAACAUUUCGUGCAUUGUUUGCUACUGCAACAUAAUGCGGGUUCAGUAACCGUCGCAUCUCCCAAUGGUAAUAUUAUUAAUCCUUAUGAUGACUUGGUCAAUAUACCAUUGCUUCGAAGUCAAUUGCGUGGAUCGCAGAUACUUGAAGCAGCACGUCUUCAUCGCUUGGGUUUCCCUGAAACUGUUCCAUUGAACGAGUUUGUGCGCCGCUUUGGUUUGCUUGGCGAUGCUUCUUCGAAGAAUACAUCUGUUGAAGAGAUUCUCACAUCUAAUGAAAUUGAUCCUUCAACGUAUCGUAUUGGCAUUAGUUUAGUUUUGUUCAGAUGCGGUAUUUUGAACCAAUUGGAAGCAGCACGCGAUGAGCUACUCUUUGAUCGAAUAACACAAUUUCAAGCUGCAUGCCGUGGCUAUAUAAUACGUAAAAGAAUUGGACAACGACGAGUUCAAGAAUUAGCGGUGAAAUGUAUUCAACGAAAUGUGCGUGCAUUCAUGACGGUGCGUGACUGGCCAUGGUGGCGUUUAUUUAUUCGUGUUAUACCCCUAUUGAAUGUUCAUAGAACGGAAGAACAGUUGAAAUUGGCAUGCGAUGAACUGCAAACAUUGCGCUGCAAACUAGAGAAAUAUGAAAACGAACGAAAUGCAUUGAAGACUGAUAAUAACCGCCUUGAAUUGAAGUUGUCCGAAAUGACGGCCGAUCUAACUGAUCUAACGUCCACAUCAAAUAUAACGACAGAAAGGCUUGAGGCUGAGACAGCUGAAAGAUUAAAAUUGGAAAAAGAACUGCAACAACAACAAGACAAAGUGCGCAGUUUGCAAGAUAUGUCGGAGAAGUUAGAGAUGGAACUCAUUUGCGCUAAAUCCGAAUUAAAUGGCAUUUCCGAAGAUGAAGAUGCUGAAAAUGAUGAUGGGCUUAACAGCAGUGUCUAUAAAAUGAAAUAUGAACGAGUUGCAAAGGAACUAGAAUUCACAAAACGACGAUUACAAACUCAACACGAUCAUGAUUUAGAUCAAUUGAUUGGCUUGAAGAAACAACUGGAGAAAAAAUUGUCAGAUGCAUAUGAAGAGGUGGAAGAGCAACGACAAGUUGUCGGUCAAUGGAAGCGUAAGGCUCAAAAGUUAUCCAGCGAGAUGAAUGAUUUGCGAAUGCUCUUGGAUGAACAAAAUGGUCGUAAUAAUUUAUUGGAAAAGAAACAACGGAAAUUUGAUGCUGAAAGCCAGUCACUACAGGAUGCUGUACGCCAAGAAAAGCAAUCUAAAGAGCGCUUGAGCCGAGAAAAGGAUGUGUUGAUUGCCGAAAAAUUCAACUUAGAACAGCAGUUGGCUGAUGCACGAAUUGAGCUUGACAUCAAAGAAGAAUCUAUAUCAUCAUUAAAAAGUGAAAUUGAAGAAAUGACACAUGUCGGUGGAAGCGAAGAAGAAUUUACUCAAUUGAAAAAGACCAAAAUAGAAGCAGAAAAACUGUGCAAAGAACAAGAAGAAGAACUCGAUGAAAUGGCUGGUCAAAUUUCUUUGUUGGAGCAAGCGAAACUACGUCUAGAAAUGUCAUUGGAAACUAUGCGAAAGGAAGCACGCCGUGAAAAUCAACAAAGGGAUGAUGAAUUAGAGGAAAUUCGUGGAACGAAUCAAAGGAGGAUCAAAGCACUCGAGUGCCAACUAGAAACAGAACACGAAGAAAGAACGCUUUUACUGCGCGAGAAACAUGAGUUGGAGCGUCGUUUGAAGUCGGUCGAAGAACAAGAUCGUGUUGAUCGAGCGGCUGAAGAUGUAGCUCAUCAAAAAUUGAAGCGUGAUUUAAGAAAGUAUAAGGCUCUACUAAAAGAUUGCCAAGCGCAAAUUGAACGAAUGAAAGCCGAUUCACCAAGCAAAAUUUUGGUACGUCAAUUAAAAAAUCAAAUUGAAGAUAGUGAAACAGCACGAGCCAUUGCUGUGAAAAUGAAAAAUACCAUUGAAACUGAAUUGACCGAUCUUCAACUAAUUUUGGAUGAUGCGAAUCGAAGCAGAAAUGAAGCCGAAACCAAAGCAGCUCAGGCUCAACGCGAAAAGGGUGAACUACAAAUUCAAUUCGAAGAAAAUGAAGAAGAAAUGGCCGAACUUCUGAAGAGAUAUUCAAGCGUUGUGAAACAACUAAGUUUGGAACAAUCAACAAUAGCCCAGAGUGAAAUAAGGAUAGUUGAGCUUGAAACAGAGCGAAACUCACUGAAAGAGCAAGUUGAAGAUCUGGAAACUCGUUUAGAAAAUGUUGAAAGUAUCACAGAUACGUCGACAAAUAUUCAAACUAAACGAUUGGAAAUGAAAGUAAAAGAGCUGGAAUCACGUUUGGAAUUGGAGCAAACAACUAGAUCGCGCCUCGAGGUUCAAUUCAAUAGGUAUAGAGAUGCCCUGGACAAGACACAACAGGAAGCGUCACAAACAAAAGCCAAAGAACAAAUUGCACAAGAUUCUUUGAAAAAAGUUCAAAAGUCGCUGAGAGAGUUGCGAGAAGAAUCCAAUCAGCUUGCGAAUCGUGAGAGCGAUCAUAUGGCAAAACGUAAAGAUAUGGAACAGAAAUACGAAAAUGCACAAUCUGAAAUUUCGUCUUUAAAAAAUGACCUUCGUUUGGCAUUACAACGAAUUGCCGAUUUACAGCAAGCAAUGGAAGACGUCGACGAUGAUGAUGAUGGUUCGACUCAAAGUGAUUCAAGUGAUACAUCUGAAGAUUCGCAAUAUGAAACAUCUGCAAUAUUAGCACGUCGGAAUAUACAAUCGAAGAAUAAUGUUAUUCUAGAUGAAUUUGAAGAAGAUGGUUUUAAUUCAAGAAUGAAAAAUUCAUCGACAUCAAGUACUUCCAUAGCUUCUAGCGAGAAUAGUCUAAGGAAUGGCGAUCCAUAAUUCCAUCAUUAAUUGCCGGCAUUUUCAAAAUUAAAAUUAUAUCUCUCCACUAUAUAUAAUCUAUAUAUGGAGUGGAUCUAUAGAUUUUAAAACUUUUUUAUCAUAUUAUUAUUCAUUCGCAUCAGUCCGCCCAAAUAAUUUUGAUAAACGAAAACUAAUACUAUACUGAAUGAAUUUGCGUUGAUGAUACAUUCUUUUUUCUUUAUACUAAACUUAAUUUCGGAGAAUAAUCAAAAAUCAAAAUCAACUGCCAAAAUGUCUACUAACUAAGAUUUUGAUGGGCAAUACAAAUUUUCAUUAAAUUUUCAAUUGAAAUAGAUCGUGGAGGAAAAAAUUGACGACAAUCCCUGAAGCGGAGCAAUAAUAAUCAAGCAUCGUUCUUUAUAUAUUGAAGUUAAUAUGAAUUCUAUAAAAAAAUUCUGCUAUGUUGUAUCAAUUCAAGCUGAGCACAUUUUGGUCCAUGUAAAAUAUACAACUCAUAUAAAUAUUAAAACUACUACUUUUUUA